Cordyceps militaris CM01 is the source of this 1719-nucleotide messenger RNA. Its product is annotated as delta-1-pyrroline-5-carboxylate dehydrogenase. The transcript is spliced from 3 exons. Bases 1 to 1719 code for a protein of 572 amino acids. Gene Ontology annotation, molecular function: L-glutamate gamma-semialdehyde dehydrogenase (NAD+) activity. The record is from RefSeq and is a predicted model, not a curated record. Gene Ontology annotation, cellular component: mitochondrial matrix. Lineage: Eukaryota; Fungi; Ascomycota; Sordariomycetes; Hypocreales; Cordycipitaceae.
AUGCAAUCCGCCGUCUUUCGCAAAGCCGGCCUCCGCGUGGCUGGCCGCGCCGUCCAGACUCGCUCCGUGGCCUCGAUGGCCUCGUUCAAGUCGCCCGCCGUCUACAACGAGCCCAACCACCACUAUGCCAAGGGCUCUGCCCAGCGUGCCGGUCUGACGGCCGCGCUCGAGAAGAUGCAAAAGUCGCUGCCAUUGGACGUUCCUGUCGUCGUCAACGGCAAGGAGAUCCGAUCGUCCUCCAUCUCCACCCAGCACAACCCCUCCGAGCACGCCAGCGUCGUGGCCAACUACCACACGGCCACCAACGCCGACGUCAACAAGGCCAUCGAGGCCGCCCUCGCCGCCAAGCCCGCCUGGGAGAACCUCCCCUUUGCCGACCGCGCCGCCAUCUUCCUCAAGGCCGCCGACCUCAUCGCCAACAAGUACCGCUACGACAUCAUGGCGGCCACCAUGCUCGGCCAGGGCAAGAACGCCUGGCAGGCCGAGAUUGACGCCGCCGCCGAGCUGGUCGACUUCUUCCGCUUCUCCGUCCACUACGCCAACGAGCUCUACAACGAGCAGCCCGUCCACAACUCCAACGGUGUCUGGAACCGCCUCGAGUACCGCCCGCUCGAGGGCUUCGUCUACGCCGUGUCUCCCUUCAACUUUACCGCCAUCUCCGGUAACCUGGUUGGCACCCCGGCCUUGAUGGGCAACGUUGUCCUGUGGAAGCCCUCUGACUCGGCCAUUGCCUCCAACUGGCUCGUCUACCAGAUCCUGCUCGAGGCCGGCCUCCCCAAGGACGUUGUCCAGUUCAUUCCCGGUAACCCAGUGGAGAUUACCAAGACUGUUCUCGCCCACAAGGAGUUUGCCUCUCUGCACUACACCGGUUCCACCGCCGUUUUCCGCAAGCUGUACGGCGCCAUUGGCCAAGGCGUUGCCGAGGGCCGCUACCGCUCGUACCCCCGCAUCGUUGGUGAGACUGGCGGCAAGAACUUCCACCUUGUCCACCAGACCGCCGAUGUCCACAACGCCGCCAUCCAGACUGUCCGUGGCGCCUUCGAGUACCAGGGCCAAAAGUGCUCGGCCACCUCGCGCCUGUAUGUUGCCAGGUCCAUCUGGCCCGAGUUCAAGAAGACUCUUGUCGCGGAGACGGAGAAGCUCAAGCAGGGCGGUCCCGAGGACCACACCAACUUUGUCGGUCCCGUCAUCCACGAGGCCUCGUUCAAGAAGCUCUCUGGUGCCAUUGACCAGGCCAAGACGGACAAGGAGCUCACGCUCCUCGCCGGUGGCUCCUACGACAAGUCCAAGGGCUACUUUGUCAAGCCCACCAUCUACCAGACCACCAACCCCACCCACAGCUUCCUCAAGACGGAGUUCUUUGGUCCCAUCAUCACCGCCUACGUCUACGACGAUGCCGCCCCCGAUGCGCUGGCCAAGGUCUGCGAGCUCGUCGACACGACGACCGAGUACGGUCUGACGGGUUCCAUCUUUGCCGCCGACCGGACCGUUAUCCGCGACGUCGAGGAGAAGCUGCGCAAUGCCGCUGGCAACUUUUACGUCAACUGCAAGAGCACUGGUGCCGUGGUUGGCCAGCAGGCGUUUGGUGGUGCCCGUGCCUCGGGUACCGACGACAAGGCCGGCAGCAGCCACAUCAUCACCCGCUUCACCAACAUUCGCAUCAUCAAGGAGGAGUUCAACGCCACCACCCAGGUCGAGUACCCCUCGAACCAGGCGUAG